AUGGAGAACCGCAGCAACAGCAAAGCAGACACCCCCACCAACAUUUCCUUGGGGGUUGGAGGUCUCCCAUUCAGCAUCUUUGAAUACAAGACCAUCUCCGUCUUCCUGGUGCUCACCAUAUGUGGAGUUGGCAUUAUUGGCAAUACCAUGGUGGUCGCUGUGGUUCUGACCACCCGCGACAUGAGGACUCCGACCAACUGCUACUUGGUUAGUUUGGCUGUGGCUGAUCUGAUCGUUCUGGUGGCUGCCGGCCUGCCCAACAUCUCUGAGAGUCUGGCGGGAACAUGGAUCUAUGGAUUUGCUGGGUGCCUUGGCAUAACCUACUUCCAGUACCUGGGCAUCAAUGCAUCCUCCUGGUUUAUCACAGCUUUCACUGUGGAAAGAUAUAUUGCCAUCUGCCACCCAAUGAAGGCGCAGACAAUGUGCACCGUGUCUCGAGCCAAGCGCAUCAUUGCAUUUGUCUGGAUCCUCACCUCGGUGUAUUGCAUGCUCUGGUUCUUCCUGGUGGACGUGGCUGCUAACAACAGCCAGCAGCUGGAGUGUGGCUACAAGGUUUCCCGCAACCUUUACCUGCCCAUCUACCUGCUCGACUUUGCCCUCUUCUUCAUCACCCCGCUUCUGGUCACCACUGUGCUCUAUGGCCUCAUUGGAAAAGUCCUCCUCCGGAGCCGUGCCCUGCACCAUGGCACUGCCCAAGGGGAAUGCUGGAGAGAGCGAAGCAACCAGGAGAAAAACGGCACCGAGGCUGGCCUGAGCAGAGCUGGAAGUUCAAGAACCAGAGUGCCUGUCUCUUCCAGGAAACAGGUCACCAAGAUGCUGGCUGUGGUGGUGGCCCUCUUUGCCCUGCUCUGGAUGCCCUACAGGACCCUGGUUCUGGUGAACUCCUUUGUGGAGCACCCCUACCUGGACCGCUGGUUUGUCCUCUUCUGCAGGAUCUGCAUCUACACCAACAGCGCCAUCAACCCCAUCAUCUACAACCUCAUGUCCCAGAAGUUCCGUCUGGCCUUCAUGAGGCUUUGCAAAUACAGGGAGGAGGGACUUCCGCGGCAGCGUAGCUUUUACACAGCCUCGGGCAAUGACAGCACCGGGAAAGCCGGUCCCAUUGGCCAGCAGGCCAGCCACAAAGCGAAGGGGCCGGUUGGGGUCCCCAGAGCAGAGGCUGAGCAACAGAUCCUGAGCCAGAAAGAGAAGGAGAUGCAGGUUAGCCUGCUUUGA
This is a messenger RNA of Notechis scutatus (mainland tiger snake), 1215 nucleotides long. Its product is annotated as thyrotropin-releasing hormone receptor-like. Gene Ontology annotation, biological process: phospholipase C-activating G protein-coupled receptor signaling pathway. NCBI's taxonomy places the organism in Eukaryota, Metazoa, Chordata, Lepidosauria, Squamata, Elapidae. Gene Ontology annotation, cellular component: membrane. Gene Ontology annotation, molecular function: thyrotropin-releasing hormone receptor activity. The record is from RefSeq and is a predicted model, not a curated record.